AUGAUCGAUCCCAAGGGGACCCCCUGGUGGAAGGUCCUCCUCGCCGGCGCAGCCGUCGUUGGCACGUCCGUUGCGACGGGAGCCGUGAUGAUGGUGGCGAUCGCGGGCAAGCCGGCGUUCCUCGAGGCGUACCUGCCGGCCGAGGAGAAGGCGGCCUCGCAGGCCGAGCUUUGCGAGAGGCGCUCCGAGGACGUCCGCAGUGGUUGGAUGGAGGAGCAUGGGAAGACUUGCGCGGACAUGGCCAAAAAUACCAAAUGGGCCAAGACGUGUGUGCAGAAAGAGGGAACAUUCUUCAAGCAGCUGUACUGCGCGCAAAGUUGCCUGGACGUGCACCGCAAGAAUUACUCGGAUAUCUUAAAGGACUUGUGCGAUCUUACGGGUGAAGAGGAUGGCGGCGGCAUGACUGUCGAUGGCGAGGGCGAGACGCUUUCUGCGAACAACGCACGGAUCGGGAUCCGUGUGCGAUGUACAAAAACCGACUACGACUACGACGACGGCACUGGCUCCCACACCGGGCUCGGCACGGUCCACUCCUACAGCAUCGGCGGAGUCACUGUUGAAGUUGGUUCUCCCUGUGCGCCCGAGCUUGUGCCGUGGCUGCCGCCGGGCCUCCGCAGCAGCCUUGGCUCGUCGCAAGAGGCGCUCGCGACGAUGCGGUGGAUGAUGGUGCAGCUCAAGCUCGGUCAGGACAUGCUGCUGCUGGGCGAGCCGGGUGGCGGGCUGCGCUCGCUCGCUCUCUGGGUGUGCGCCACUCUGCGGCGGGAGGUAGAGUACGUCGGCGUCACCCGCGACACCUGCGAGGCGGACUUGAAGCAGCGGCGCGAGCUGCGCGGCGGCUCGAUGCUGUACGCGGACGCGCCGCCGCUGCGCGCCGCCUGCCACGGCCGCGUCCUCCUCCUCGAGGGCAUCGAGAAGGCGGAGCGCAACGUGCUGCCUCUGCUCAACAACCUACUCGAGAACCGGGAGAUGGCGCUCGACGACGGCGGCUUCCUCGCGGCGCCAGCGAUGUCCAGCGAGGAGGAGGAGGGUGGCGCGCGGGGACGCGGCCUGCGCUUCGCCAAGCGCGGCUUCGUCGUCAUCGGCAUCGGUUUACCUCAGCCGACCUACGCCGGAACUCCGCUCGACCCGCCUCUGCGCUCCCGGUUCGCGACGCGACGGGUGCGGUUCGUGGCGGGCUCGGAGCUGCUCAGCCGCGUCGUCGCGGCCGCGCCGCGGCUCAGCCCCGCACGCGCGAGGCAGGUCUGCGCCGCCGCCGACGCGUUGCGCCUGCGCUCGGCGGCGGCGAGCGGCGCGCCCUACGAGGCGGCAGGCGGCAGGCGGCUGGCAUACUUCCCCGAGGGCGGCGCAGAGCGCGCCGCCGCCUUGCUCGAGGCGUUCGACGGGGCGGACGCCGCCGCCGCGGUCGAGAGCUUGCUGCCGCCGCCGUGCACGCCGCUGCGCUACGCCCUCUCGCGCAUCGAGCGGCGCGGGGAGGGGGCGAGCCGGUGCGAGUGCGUCUUUGCCGUCCUCGCGGAGGGCGCGAGCGUGCGGCUCGAGGCGGCUUGCGGCUGCAAGCCCCUCUGGAGCCCGGCCUUGUCCGCCUCGCAAAACGCAGGCGGAGGAGGAGGCGGCGGUGGAGGCGGCAGCGGAGGCGGCGGCGGCACGUCUCCCGACGAGAUCGUGGCGAUGAGCGGCGGGCAGCUCAAGGCGCUGCUCGCCGCGCGAGGCGUGGCGCACGCGCACGUGCUCGAGAAGGCGGAGUUGCGCCAGCUCGCGAUCGAGGCGACGCGCGGAGGCGGAGGCGGAGGUGGAGGUGGAGGCGGAGGCGGCGGCGGCGGCGGCGGCGGCGUACCACAGCAGGAGGGCGACUGCGCGUGGCACGGCGCGGGCCCGCCGCUGGUUGCGUCGCAGGCGGCCGCGCUGGACAGCAUCUGCGCCGAGCGCGCGCGCUUGGGCGACGCGGCGGACACGCAUGCGCUCGGGCACGACGUCUGCUUGCUCGCGCCGAAGGGCGUCGGCAAGACGUCCCUCGCCCGCCGCUUCGCGCAGCUGUUUGGGUACGGGGAGGCGUAUUCUGUCUUUUGCCACGCCGACUUGCCCGCACACGAGCUGCUGCAGCGGCGCGCAACCACGCCCGACGGGGCGACAGAGUGGCGUGACUCGCCGCUGCUGCUCGCUGCGCGGCGGGGGGGCGUCGCCCUCCUCGACGGCAUCCACCGCCUCCCGCGCGGCACGUUCGCCGGAGCCGUUCGCACGCUUAGCAUGCGGAACACACAUGUCCGCCAUCGCACGCCCCAGGUCGGACCGCUUUGCGUCGAGCGGAGCCUCCUCUCGCUGCCGGACGGCUCGCGGCUCGUCUCGGCAGCGCAGUGGGAGGCGCUCCUCGCGGCGGGCCUCACGGAGGGCGAGCUCGCAGCGAAGGGCGUCCAGCGCGUCCACCCCGCCUUCCGCAUCGUCGCGACCGCAGAGCCGCCCGCCGGCGAGGGCGAGGGCGAGGCCGCCGCCGCCGCCGCCGGCUGGCUGAGCGACGAGUUGCUUCCGCUCUUUGCUUGGGUGAGCUUGUCGCCGCCCGAGGAGGCGGAGCUGCUGCAGAUGCUGCAGAUGCACACCUGCCCGCCCAAGGCGCUGCCGCCGCUGCGCGCUCUCCUCCGCUACCGCGCCGCAGUGCUCUCCGCUUCGUCGGCCGAGCCGUCGCUUCGAGGGGCUCUGCUCUCGCAGCGGCAGCUGUUGCGCGCCGCGCAGUACCUUCGCCGACGGCCCGACGACGCGGCGGGCGCUCUCCGGCGGAGCACCGCGGCGGGGCUGCUCACGGCACCGCCCGCGGCGCGCGAGACGGCGGCGGCGCUGCUUGCACGUGCGGCGGCCGAGGCGGGUGUGAGGGCUGCCGACGUGCCUUCGACCUCUGGGCUGGACGGGGAGGCGAGGCCGCGCGGCGGCGAGGCGGGCGCGGGAGGCGCGCGGGUCGCGGCGGCGGAGAGGUCGCGGCGCGAGGCGCAGGCGCGCGAAGUCAAGGAGCUCGAGGGGCUCUCGAUCCAGAGGAGAAUGAUGGGCAACUUUGGGGGGAUGGGCGCGGCGCUGGACGCAAAGAUAGAGGACGGCGCCAAGCGGCUGGCGGCGCAGCGCAAGGAGACUGCCGACGCGAGGGUGCGCCAGGUGUGCGAGCGCGCAGCGGCGCUGGCGGUCGGUGACGGCCGCGGAGACGGACCCGCCGACGACGGACCCGCGAUCGUCGUGCGGGGCGGGCGCGUGAGCAUCGGCAGCGUAAGCGUGGCGCAGUACCCGGCGCCGGAGGAGCCGUCGCUGGUGCCUCGCCCCUCCUUUGUCGCCAUCGCGGGCCACGUGGCGCUGCUCGAGGAGAUGCUGCUCGAGUGGGAGGGCGGCGGCCAUCUGCUGCUGCUCGGGGACCAGGGUGUCGGCAAGAACAAGCUCGCCGACCGGCUGCUGCAGCUACUCGGCGCAGAGCGGGAAUACGUCCAACUGCACCGAGACACGACCGUCGCUUCUCUCACGCUCGCGCCGAGCCUCGAGGGCGGCGUUCUCGCCUUCCGCGACUCGCCGCUCGUGCGCGCGGCGCGGCGCGGGCGCGUGCUCGUCGUCGACGAGGCGGACAAGGCGCCGCUCGAGGUGGUUUGCGUGCUCAAGGCGCUCGCCGAGGACGGCGACCUGCAGCUCGCCGACGGAAGGCGGCUGGUGCGCCGCGCCGCGAGGGCGGGUGGCGGCGAGGGCGGCGGCGAGGGCGGCGGCGAGGGCGGCGGCGAGGGGGAGCAGGAGCUCGUGGUGUCGCCCGCCUUCCGUAUGGUGGUGCUGGCAAACCCGCCGGGCUGGCCCUUCCAGGGGAACGAUUUUUACCGCGAGUGCGGCGACGCCUUCAGCUCGCUGGUGGUGCCGAACCCGGACGCGGCGUCGCAGGCGCAGCUGCUCCGGCGGGUGGCGCCCGGGCUGCCGCGCGAGCAGCUCGCGACCCUGCUUUCCCUCUUCGCGCGGCUACGGCUACUGCACGAGCAGGGCGCGCUCUCGUACCCGUACUCGGUGCGCGAGCUCGUCCUCGUGGCGCGCCACCUCGACGCGUGCCCGCAGGACGGGCUGCACGGCGCGCUCGCCGGGGUGUUUGACGCCGACGCGGACGACCGCUCCGCGGCGUCGCUGCUCGCCGGCGUGCUCGCGGAGCAUGGUCUGCAGAGCCUCGCGCUCGAGCUGCGGCGGAGCAAGAAGAAGGCGCCGCCGAUGGAGCUGCGCCUCGAGGGCGAGUCGGACGAGUUUGGCGGCCGCGCGGAGAAGCCGCCGCCGCCGAUGCCCGAGGGCGGGCCAAAGCACGGCGAGUGGGACGGCAAGCCGCACGUGGGCGGGAACAAGUACGCGGGCGGGACGGGCAGGACGGGCACCGCGGGGUUGGGCGGCCGCGCCGGGCCGUACCGCCUCGACGUUGGGCAGCAGGUGCACCUGCUGAGCGAGGAGGAGAAGGCGGCGGGGAUCAGCGACGAGGCGGCCGAGGCGGCGAAGCGCAUGGCGGACGAGGCGUACGCGGAGCGGCUCAGGGAGAUUGGGAUGGCGCCGCACGACGCCGAGCUGUACGACGCGUACCGUGCCGGCGUCGAGCCUCAGGUGGCGAGGAUGCGGCGCGCGCUGCACGAGCACCGCGAGCGGUCCAAGGAGCGGAUCUGGCUCAAGGGCCGCCCGCACGGCGAGCUCGACGAGGCGAGGAUGGUGGACGGGCUUGCCGGCUCGGCCGCCAUCUACAAGCACCGCGGCCCGAGGCCGGCGGGGAGCGCGGGCGGCGCGGGCAAGCGGGUGGCGCUGCGGUUCGUGCUCGACCUGAGCGGCUCGAUGUACACCUUUGAGCGGCUCGACGGGCGGAAGACGCGCCUGCUCGAGACGGCGCUCUUCGCGAUGCUCGCGCUCGAGGGCCUCGAGGCGACGUACGAGUGGUCGAUGGUCGGCCACUCGGGCACUGGACCCGAGGCGGAGCAGCUGGUCCGGUGGGGCGAGUACCCGCAGGGCGAGGCGGCGCGGCUCGCGCUGCUCAAGAAGAUGGAGGCGCACACGCAGUACUGCCACAGUGGCGACCAGACCUUCGAGGCGACGCGGCGGGCGGUGGCGGCGACCGCCGGGCGCGACGCUGACGAACGGUUCGUCUUUGUAAUCUCGGACGCCGACCUCGCCCGCUACCGGCUCGACCCGCGCGAGUGGAGUGCGGCGCUCACCGCGGAGGAGGCGGUUGGCGCGUACGCAAUCCUGAUCGCCUCCAACGAGAUGGAGGCCGAGCAGAUCCACGCGCAGCUCGCGCCGGGACGAGGCCACGUCUGCACCGACACCGGGCAGCUGGCAGCCACCUUUGAGAAAAUAUUCUCGGCCUCGCUCUGAUUAGUGAUUUUUUGUAUGCAAUUGUUCGAUGUGAUUUGAUU
Molecule: messenger RNA, 5381 nt
Organism: Emiliania huxleyi CCMP1516
Lineage: Eukaryota; Haptophyta; Isochrysidales; Noelaerhabdaceae
Exons: 6
Coding region: 1-5340 (1779 amino acids)
Cellular component (GO): cytoplasm
Molecular function (GO): ATP binding; ATP hydrolysis activity
Source: RefSeq, a predicted model, not a curated record